AGAGCGAAGAGCCCGCGGUAGUAAUGCUCUCAGGAGGAUAACACAAGCACACAACAGCACAGCAGACUGCACGCUACACGGGCAGCUCUGGACUUCAUCACUGCUCCAGAAGAGCAGUCUGAGCGGAACUGUGUGGCUUGUCGCCGGCGGUGGCGACAGAAAAAAAACAAACAAACCAAACAAAACAGAACCAUGGUCACGAUGGAGCAACUUUGCGAGAUGGAGUGCAGCGCUCUGAAAAGGCUGCUGAAGGACGACGGCGCCAAGUGCCUGCUGCUGGACUGCAGGUCCUUCCUGGCCUUCAGCGCCGGACACAUACGAGGCGCCGUGAACGUACGCUGUAACACCAUCGUCCGCAGGCGAGCCAAGGGCUCCGUCAGCCUGGACCAGAUCCUGUCCGGCGACGACGAGGUGAAGUCCAGGCUGGUGUCCGGCCUCUACUCCGCCGUUAUUCUGUACGACGAGCGGACGCCGGACGCACACAUGGUUAAAGAGGACAGCACGAUCGCGCUGGUGCUGAACGCGCUGUGCAGGGACACGUUCAGGGCGGAAGUCUAUCUGUUAAAAGGCGGCUAUGACAGAUUUUGCUCUCAGUACCCAGACUACUGUUUAAAGAGCAGGACGCUGCCUAUGCCUAGUGCUGUGUCCAGCGCUCAGGCCAGCUCAGAGGCCAGCUGCACCUCCUGCGGGACUCCCCAACAUGAUCAGGGUGGACCUGUGGAGAUCCUACCUUUCCUGUUUCUUGGUAGUGCCUUCCAUGCCUCUAAAAAGGACAUGUUAGAUGGUAUGGGGAUUUCUGCUUUACUGAAUGUGUCUUCAAACUGUCCGAACCACUUCGAAGGGGCCUAUCAGUACAAAUGCAUCCCAGUGGAGGACAACCACAAAGAGGACAUCAGUUCUUGGUUCAUCGAAGCCAUUGAAUUCAUAGACUCUGUGAAAGACUCCAACGGUCGUGUGCUGGUGCACUGUCAGGCGGGCAUCUCUCGAUCAGCCACCAUCUGCCUGGCCUACCUGAUGAAGAAAAAACGCGUGCGCCUGGAGGAGGCCUUCGAGUUUGUCAAGCAGCGGCGCAGCAUCAUCUCACCCAACUUCAGCUUCAUGGGUCAGCUACUGCAGUUCGAGUCGCAGGUGCUGGCCACCUCAUGCUCCGUGGAGGCCGCCAGUCCUUCGGCCACACUGGGGCCAAAGUCUUCCUCCUCCCCGAACUCUCCCUACAUCUUCAGCUUCCCUGUGUCUGUGGUGCCGCAUGGACAACCCAGCAGCCUCUCGUACCUGCAGAGUCCCAUCACCACCUCACCCAGCUGCUGAUAAAACAUUCUGGCCAGCAAGACCUCCAGACUAUAUGAGGAGAGCUGUGCCAAGGACUUGUUUACCAGCAACAUGAAGGAUUCGUGAUUGGGGCAAUGGACAUCCCUCUGAAUGGAAAUCAGAGGGUCAGGACAACAAGAGAAUUUCUUUGCCCAAAUGAAUAGAACUUGGUUCUUUGCCCAAAUGAAUAGAACUUGGUUCUUUGCCCAAAUGAAUAAGAACUUUCGAGGCUGCUUACAUGUGGUUGAUAUGGGGCGGGGUAGUUCAGUCACUGGCAACCAAUGCUGAACUUGAUUGGGACAAGGAACAUCAGAAGAAAGAAGGUAGAAGAAUGAAUGAGAGUGGUGCAUUUGUUAUUUUACCUGAGGGUUCUUCCAAAGCCUUUCUGUGUUUGGUAAGCUGGGUUGGAUGAGAGCAGUGGGGAUGAGGACGUGUCUCCUCUCCUCCCUCUCCUUUUUUUCUUUUUUCCUCUCUUCCUGAUGGAGAGCAGGAGCCCUUCAGCUGGGACAGGACUCUCCGGUCUUUCCAUUUAUCACCCCCUGCCCCCCCCCAACCCCAACCGGAAAGAGGACUGGUAGAAAGACUAGGCUCCUUCAGCAGAGACGGACCUGCUGGAGCUCCAGGACAGGGGCUUCAUGCAGUAAGUCUUUCAUUUAGGGUAUUUAUUUUUGGUCAGUGCCUUGCACAGAGAAGGUACAGGACAUCUGCGGGUUCCUCUGGGCAAUUGUCCUGCCUUUAAAAGUAGGAUCAGAUACCAUUCAAAGGCAGACUGACGGGCAACUAUUGCAAAGCGACAAAAAAGCAUUUCAAUCUGCAAUACAGACAUGUUCUACUCUGUUUCUCUCACUAAAAAUAGAGCAAUAACCUCCCUGCCUCUUCCCAGUUGCCACCAAAGCACUGUCGUGUUUUCAACGUCCAUCACAUUGUAUGAUCGUGCUUUUUAAGGGUUUCUGAUUUCUGAUUUGAUUGCUCAUUUGUACAGUAGCAGACCCAGCCAUUAUUUCUGCUGUAUGCCUUACAGAUAAUGACUGUGGAGUUCUCCAGUACGGAAUGUUCUCAUUUUUAAAUUAUUAUGGUACAGAUUAUGUUUUGUGGAGGGCACACAUUUUGAUAGGUCACUUGUCUAACCACUGUAACCUUACUUUUGUAUGUAAAAAUAAUUCUGUUUAGCUACUGCAACACUCAUCACCAAGGGCCGGAUACACUGAGCCACCUACACGUACGACUACACUGGAGAAUAUAUGAAAAUAGCGAAGACUGAGAUGCCCACAUUUCAUGGCCUUCCUGAGAGUUUGUUUGCUUUAGUUUUCCCACACAGCUCUGUAAGAGAAUCUGCAUUUUAAUUCUUCAGCUUGCCUUGAAGAAUGAAGUAUAUUUGAACAUUCAAAUGGGGUUAGAAUGCUUUCCCCCCUCUUUUCCUUAUGAAUGUGGGCACCUUUUAUAGAGCACUUUUAAGUGAUGCAAUAUUGUAUUAUAAGUCGAGAUUUCUUUUGCACAUGGUUGGAGUAGAGACAGCUGCCUAGCUGAUUACUGUGCGUUUGUUACACCCAUUAGAGCUUUACUUUGUGUAUGUAAACGAUAUGGUCUGUCACCAAUCACUGAUGAAUGCAAUACUUUUUACUGUACCUUGUCAACUGAAAUGUUAGUCUGACUGCCCAUGGCAAUAUCAUUCUGAAGGGUUCAAUUUUUAAACCUUACCCUGUUUUGUUGUAUAUGUAUAUUUUAUUUAUUCCUUGAUUUCCAUUGUUAAAUAUAACAAUG
Messenger RNA from Colossoma macropomum (tambaqui), 3069 nucleotides. RefSeq names its product dual specificity phosphatase 4 (gene dusp4). Bases 193 to 1308 code for a protein of 371 amino acids. NCBI's taxonomy places the organism in Eukaryota, Metazoa, Chordata, Actinopteri, Characiformes, Serrasalmidae. Gene Ontology annotation, biological process: endoderm formation; negative regulation of MAPK cascade; protein dephosphorylation. The transcript is spliced from 4 exons. Gene Ontology annotation, cellular component: nucleus; cytoplasm. Gene Ontology annotation, molecular function: MAP kinase tyrosine/serine/threonine phosphatase activity; protein tyrosine/threonine phosphatase activity. The record is from RefSeq and is a predicted model, not a curated record.